AUGGAUCGCAUUCGGCGGUUGAUCACUCGCCCACAGGCCUACGAGCCGAUACAGCACCCUACGGGGGUUGAUGACGACGAUCAUGGUUCAAUCUCCCCUCGAUCACAGCAUGAAUUGCCUUUCUCCAGAUACGAAUAUGCUGUAUUCUUUAUUCUGGGGGUGUCAAUGCUGUGGGCAUGGAACAUGUUUCUUGCCGCUGCACCGUAUUUCUAUCUCCGUUUCCGGUCGGACAACUGGACAGCAACCCAUUUCCAGCCCUCGAUUCUGACAGUGUCAACCAUCACUAACCUGGGGUCCGCGUUCAUUCUCGCCAAACUGCAGAAAGGGGCCUCAUACCCGAGACGAGUAACGCUUUCUCUACUUAUAAAUAUUGUCGUCUUCUCGCUGUUGGCGCUUUCGACAGUCUUUAUGAAAGAUGUUGAUGUCAAAGCCUACUUCAGCUUUCUGAUGUUCAUGGUAUUCGGGGCAAGCUUAGCAACCGGCAUCAAUCAGAAUGGCGUAUUUGCCUAUGUGUCUGGGUUCGGGAGAGAAGAAUAUACACAGGCCAUUAUGGCAGGACAGGGAGUAGCUGGCGUGCUUCCGUGUGUCGUGCAAAUUAUCUCUGCUUUGGCAGUGCCGGAGAGAAAGGGACAAAACUUGCCUCAGGCUUCAUCAAAGUCCGCAUUUAUGUAUUUCAUCACUGCCACCGCCAUUGCUGCUAUUUCACUGGUCGCCUUCCUUUCCCUUGUCAGACGACGGUCGGGUAUAUCUCUACAGUUGACAGAGGAACUACACGAUUCAAUCUCCUCUGGUUAUGCUCAUAAGACGGUGAGUCUCUGGGUUUUGUUCAAGAAGCUACGGUUUCUUGCAUCGGCUCUAUUCCUUUGCUUUGCCAUUACUAUGGUGUACGCGGUGUUCACCGCAGAAAUCGAGUCCGUACAUCAAGAUCCCAAUCGUUCCCGGUUAUUCUCUCGAGAAGUCUUCAUUCCAGUGGCUUUUCUCUUUUGGAAUGCCGGUGAUCUAAUUGGGAGAAUGUCAGUCAUUUUCCCCAGUCUUUCAUUAGCCCAUCGUCCUUGGGCCUUUUUCGUCAUUUCUGUGGCCCGCCUUGGGUUCAUCCCACUUUACCUGCUUUGUAAUAUUGGCGGGAGAAGGGCCAUUGUACAGAGUGAUUUCUUUUAUCUCUUUGUCGUGCAGCUUUUGUUCGGGGUUUCCAAUGGAUACCUUGGCAGCAGCUGUAUGAUGGGAGCUGCUCAAUGGGUUUCUGUGGAUGAACGAGAGGCUGCUGGUGGGUUCAUGAGCAUGGUUCUUGUGGGUGGCUUGGCUGCAGGAAGUCUCAUGAGCUUCCUUGUCGCCAACAUAUGA
Messenger RNA from Aspergillus lentulus, 1341 nucleotides. The record is from RefSeq and is a predicted model, not a curated record. NCBI's taxonomy places the organism in Eukaryota, Fungi, Ascomycota, Eurotiomycetes, Eurotiales, Aspergillaceae.